AACAAACGCACGCGGUACCCUCAUACUUCCUGGCAGGCACCGGGGUGGAACAUCCUCCAACCUCCUCUGCUUGGUGACUGGUCGGCGGCUGCGGGUGGAACGCAGCACUGAAGUCUGACACUGACGCGCUCGCGGCGAUGCAGUGGCGGCAUCCAACGAACGACGUCCGACAUGGGUUAUCUUGUUCAAACUUCGCUGGAGCCCCAGGAGACCACGGAGACCUAGCCCAGGCCCCAACUUGCAAGUCACGUACUCGCUCUCCAAAUCCUGGAUGCUUGUCUCCCAAUGGAGGCUGGAGCAAUCAGCCAAUUGAACCCGUGCCGGGGACUUGGUUGGAUAUGGAGGGGAUAAGGAACACAUGCUUGAUGGAAGGCUGUUCUUUGUCAUUUUCAACACCACAACCACCAAACCAUAUGAUCCCGGACCAUGCCUGCCACAUGCACCUUGGUUCUUUUACCUGGCGUUUACCACCUGAAGCUUGGAACAAGACAUUGUAUACAUUGGUAUGUGAGGAUCCCCUGGGAGUCAGCCCAGUUCCACGCUCCAGCAGCGUGUCACAUUGCGGUGUACGAAUACAACAGCUGAAUGGUCCAAAGUACGAUGCAGGGACCCAACGACGCAAAAAAAUCUCCGUAGCGCCGACGGCGUCGCCGGUACCUCGAAUCGCACCGCAGAGACGGUGUCUACUUGUCGUGGACUCGUGUCUAUCCCACACAUUCCCGAAGACCCGACAUCCGCUUCAAUGAAUACGUCCGGCCUCAACUGCCCCAAUCUCCCAGCCCUCGUAGCUUCGUAGGACGGUAGGAAGACCGAAGGUGCCCAUGAUGCGCUCUUACUUUCGCACCGAAUGCGAUUCAAACUCCAACUUCAGGACGACGGGAGGCUACAUGCCCAGGCGAACCCAGCCGGCCGACCCAACAAAUAGGUUACCGUCUCCGAGUCGCGCCGCGCCAAGUAUCGCGGCGGUGUUGAGCGCUACACGGCCAACAUCCGUUGUUGGGAGGAAGCCCGAUGGCUACCAAACCCUCGGGUGCAAUCUCAACAUACAUCCAUCUUCCUUUUUGACAUCUUAGGGUCUGCUCGUUGAUAUUCUCACUUGCUGGGUCUUCAUGGGUCUGUGUUGGUCUCG
Molecule: messenger RNA, 1129 nt
Organism: Colletotrichum godetiae
Lineage: Eukaryota; Fungi; Ascomycota; Sordariomycetes; Glomerellales; Glomerellaceae
Exons: 1
Coding region: 138-746 (202 amino acids)
Source: RefSeq, a predicted model, not a curated record